Messenger RNA from Brachypodium distachyon (stiff brome), 1340 nucleotides. RefSeq names its product protein ANTAGONIST OF LIKE HETEROCHROMATIN PROTEIN 1-like. The transcript is spliced from 2 exons. Gene Ontology annotation, molecular function: chromatin binding. The record is from RefSeq and is a predicted model, not a curated record. Bases 24 to 1250 code for a protein of 408 amino acids. Gene Ontology annotation, cellular component: PRC1 complex; ESC/E(Z) complex. Lineage: Eukaryota; Viridiplantae; Streptophyta; Magnoliopsida; Poales; Poaceae.
GCAAGACCGAGAGGGGUCGAAAGAUGCCGCCGGUAAAGAAGGGCGAACGGAAGAUCAUGAACUCUGGCACGCGGAAGACUAAGGACUCCGGCAAGCUUAAGAGCGCCAAGUCCGAUGGCACGAUGGCAGCGGAGCUCCGCGGCCCCGACUGGGAGUGGUGGUGCACUUUCCUGGAUAGGCAGGCCAAGUCAGGUGAAGGUGCACCACAUUCAGAUCAGCAGGAGGAAGCAUUCAGGCACUUCUUUAGGAUGUCGAAGAGUACCUUUGCCUACAUCUGCUCGAUUGUAAGGAAGGAUUUGAUCUCAUUGCCACCACCAGGGCUGAUCACGAUCGAGGGAAGACUGCUUAGGGUGGAGAAGCAAGUUGCAAUUGCCAUCUGGAGGCUGGCAUCCGGUGAUUCACAGAUGUCAGUGGGGGCUGCUUUUGGCGUGGGGCAGUCUACUGUUUCACAAGUGACAUGGAGGUUCAUCCAGUCCAUGGAACGCAAUGCUCGCCAUCAUCUGGUGUGGCCCAACCGGGCGAGAAUGGAAGAAAUCAAAUCUAAUCUGGAGGCUUUGUCCGGUCUACCGAAUUGCUGCGGUGCAAUUGAUGCCACCCACAUAGUUAUGACGCUUCCUAAUGCGAAGUCAUCUGAAGAUUGGCGCGACCCCGCGCAGAAGUAUAGCAUGCUCCUUCAAGGGAUUUUUGAUGAUGAGAUGAGGUUUAUUAAUAUUGUCACCGGUUAUCCUGGCAGCCUGCCGUUUGAGAAAAUGUUGGAAUUCUCUCAGUUUUACGAGCUCUGUCAAGCUGGGAAAUGCUUGGAUGGUCCUGUCAGAGGUUCCAGCUGCAAGGAGGAUGCUGCCGAAAUAAGGGAGUUCAUUGUUGGUGACAAGUGUUAUCCUCUGCUCCCCUGGCUAAUGACUCCAUAUGAAGAAGAGGAUCCGUCUGCUCCAAUGGUCAACUUCAAUGAUCACCAAAAAGCAGCAAGGAUGCUUGGAACAAGAGCUUUAGCCAAGCUGAAGGGCUGCUGGAGGAUCUUGGACAAAGUCAUUUGGAGGCCUGAUAAGAAUAAGUUGCCAAGUUUGAUUCUUGUCUGUUGUCUCCUUCACAAUAUACUUAUAGACUGCAAAGAUGAUUUUCUGUCAGAUGAUGAAAUUCCAGAUCGUCAUGAAACCGGCUACAAUAGAGUCAACUGCGAGGGAGUGGAUCCUGAUGGCGAAGAGAUGAGAGAGAUCCUAACUCGAUAUCUUCCAACUUAUGAAGCUAUUUAACUCAAGAAAACUGGCUAGAACUUUGUGACUGUGAUGAUGCAUCUUUGUUCUUAUGUUAUGAUGUUUAGUUAUCCUUAAUCUAAUACCCGA